GUGUGACCUUUCUCUCUCUCCCCACUACUUUCACCCUCAACAAAAACACACACACACAAAAGAAGAACCCUCAAGUCUCUUCUGUCUUCUCUGAUCUUUCCUUCCCCUCUGCACGGACUUUCUCUCACAUUCUUUUACUCUUUAUCUCUUCACUCCAAAAAAAUUCCUCCCCACCUUAACCCUAACCCUAGAACUCAACCUGCCAUUACCAUUCCACCUUCCAUUACCAUUCCUUCUCUCUCUCUCUCUCUCUCUCUAUAGUUUGUUCCCUCAGAACACAAUGGCUGUGUUCUUCAUCCUCAGGUACCUCUUCCCUCUUACUGUGCUGUCCCUCGUCUACGUCGCUGCAGCAAACCUUAACUCUAGCUCCGAGGCGCUUCCUUUUUUGUCCUACCAACCAACUUUCGACUUCCCGAAGUUUGGAGGGGCUCAGGGGGAUUUGGGUAUCUCUUUGUCUGGAGAUGCUUGGAUCUCGCCGGACGUUUCUGCCGUCAGAAUCACUAAUGGGUCGUCACCGAGCUCCGGGCGCGUUCUGUACGAGAGUCCCAUUGAGAUGUUUCGGGGGGAUUCUCCCAGGACGCCGAUCUCGUUCCUGUCUUGCUUCUCGUUUUCGAUGUCGCCGGGCAAUGGCGCAAGGCUGGCUUUUGCGUUCACGCCGAGAGGGUUCUCGUUCUUCGAUGGUUGGGAAGAUGGGAGCUCUGGCGGGAAUUUGAGGGCUUUUGUGGUUAGGUUCGACGCCUCGAGCGGCUUCAUCUCGACGCGGGUGAGUGAUGCUCCGACUGUGGGUUUGGUGGUGAACGGAGGCGAGCAGCUGAAUUGCUCGAUCGAGUACGACUCGAAUUCGAGGGUAGUGGACGUCAGGAUCCGGAAUUCGAGCGAGUUUCAGAGUUUCACUCCGGUGAUUUCGUAUUCGGCUGAUCUUUCGAGGCUUUGGGCGGAGGAGAUGUUCGUGAGCAUCGGGGCUUCGAGCUCCAACUCGUCUCAGAUCGCCACUCUGUACUCGUGGAGCUUUAGCAAGCGCUACUCGGCCUACACACUGCACUCGGAGCCGUUGGACCCGAACGAUUUCCCGACAUUGAGUAAGGAAUCUGUAAACGAGAAGAGAAGGAGCAGUGUGGCCGGAAUUUUCGCUGCCCUUUUGGUGGGUGCUGCAUUUGGUGCGGUGGCUGCAAUCGCGUUGCUGUUGUUGAGAUCGCGCUUCGCCAAGAAGAAUUCGGUUGCUCCGGUCAUGGCCGACCCCGUGGAUCUAGAGUGUGAUGUUAAAAUUGUUUCAGAUAAGUGUAGGCCUCAUGUUAAGAAGUAAAUGUGUUCUCGUCAAAAGAAUGAUGAGGUGUCUAUGAUGCUAAAGGAUCAUAAGUGAUCUUGUUCUUUUGUUGUACAUUACUGAUUUGUAGUAUAGCUACAUUUUUUCUUUCUUUUGCUGGA
Nymphaea colorata (pocket water lily) is the source of this 1425-nucleotide messenger RNA. RefSeq names its product L-type lectin-domain containing receptor kinase VIII.2. Gene Ontology annotation, molecular function: carbohydrate binding. The record is from RefSeq and is a predicted model, not a curated record. Bases 281 to 1303 code for a protein of 340 amino acids. The transcript has a single exon. NCBI's taxonomy places the organism in Eukaryota, Viridiplantae, Streptophyta, Magnoliopsida, Nymphaeales, Nymphaeaceae.